AUGAGCGAUAAAGAAUCCACACCAAGUCCAUCACCAUUAUCAUCAAAUAAUUCUCCACCUGUUGCCACAACAACUACCACAACAACAACAUUACCAAGUGGUCCUAAACAAGAUAAUACCAAGAGUUUUCUUGUCCAAUCAUCACCACUUGUUUCCUUCAUAUCGGGAGCAGUUUAUGGAUGUACCUCCAUUGCUGUAGGACAACCUCUCGAUACAAUUAAAACACUCAUGCAAUCUAGUGCUACUAUUAAUCAAAAUAAUGCAACAACAUUGGGUGUGAUUAAAUCAAUUUAUAAGAAGAAUGGUUUUAUGGGAUUUUAUCGUGGAUCUCUUCCACCUUUGUUUACUGCUUCAGUGUUGAGAAGUUUGCAAUUUGGUGGAUAUGCAAUGGCAUUACAAUAUAUUAUGGAAAAUAAUGUGUUUUCUGAUAAGGAUUUCAGAAAGGAAAAUUUACAUGUUUUGGAGGAGAAACCAUUUAGUUUGCAUCCUGAAAUGUUUGCUGCUGGCUGUUUUGGAGGUGCUGCUAGAGCCAUUGUUGAAACCCCUGUCGAAUAUAUGAAAGUCAGAUUCCAAACUGAACAACCUUGGAAAUUUACUGAAUUAUAUCGUGGAUUUACUGCAACACUGUUACGUAACAUGUUCCUUUUGGGCAGUUUCUUUGUUUUUGUUGACUUUUUCACUCAAGAAUAUAGAAAUUUACAAGUGAGACAACAUUUGAAAUCUCUUGCAUCUGAUGAAGAAAGAGAAAAGAGCAGAGGUCAAUAUUUCGAUUUUGCAAAAUUGAGUCCAUUCUUUACAGGUGGUGUUUGUGCAACUUUGGCUUGGUGGUUAGUUUUCCCAUUGGAUGUUAUUAAGAGUCAAAUUCAAGCUAUGAAACCUGAUGAACAAUUGGGCCUUAUGCAAAGAAUGAAACAUGUUUCAAACACUUUGGGCUUCAGAGGAUUUUUCAGAGGAAUUGUACCUGCUAGUGCUAGAUCCAUGUUGGCAAAUGGUGUUUCAAUGAUUGCCUUUGCUUAUGUUUCAUCUCAUCUCAUUCAAAAAUUGGAAAAGAAGGAAUAA
Molecule: messenger RNA, 1059 nt
Organism: Naegleria gruberi
Lineage: Eukaryota; Heterolobosea; Eutetramitea; Acrasida; Naegleriidae
Exons: 2
Coding region: 1-1059 (352 amino acids)
Biological process (GO): transmembrane transport
Cellular component (GO): mitochondrion
Molecular function (GO): transmembrane transporter activity
Source: RefSeq, a predicted model, not a curated record